CCUUGACUAGCGGUGAACAGGAAGUGAGAGUGGAAAAAGCUCGGGAGGACCGGUCCAGUCGAGGCGGUGGAGGGAAGGCAACCCUAACUCCUUCUGGUUUCCCUUUAGUAGGCUUGGGAAAACACUUGAACAUGUGGCAUCCCAAUGCUGGGCAACCAGCACAAAAUCCAGGUAUGCCCUACAUGGGGUGCCCUGGAGGUUCUAAUCCUGUGUGUCCACCUCCUUUGUGCCCGCCAUGUGUAAAUCCGGCCAUUCCUCCUGGCUCUGGUCCUGCUCCCGGGUGUCCCUUUCCCCCAGGAGCUCCCCAGGGGAACCCAGCUUUCCCUCCAUGUAGGCCGCCUUAUCCUGGGCCACAGCCGCAAUAUCCAGGAUGCCAACCCUCAGGUCCUUACCCUCCCCCAUACCCACCACCUGCAUCUGGCAUGUAUCCUGGGAAUCCCCUGGCUCCUGGCAUGGGGUGCCCACAAGGCCCAAAGGACAAGAAAACACUGAAGAAAAUGAAGAAAGCACAUAAAAAGAUGCACAAACACCACAAGCAUGGCAAGCAUUCCUCCUCUUCCUCCUCCUCUUCCAGCAGUGACUCUGACUGAAUACAGGGCCUGGACCCUCCCCUCAAGUCUCACCAGUUUUGCUCUCAUCAAGCUUCUGCGGUGUUGUACUGGGGGGAAAUUAGCCAUCUGAUCCUCACCCCACCCUCACCUGAGCCUUACCUUGCUCUUCAGCCCUGACUGUUUAGGGAAAAUGGAAAGAGGAUUUCUUUGGGCUAGUAAAGACUAUCUUCUCCCUGGUUGAUUGAUCUUAGAUCUGAAGACUUUUUUUUUCUUUUCUUUUUUUUUGGUUCAAGACUGGGACUUCAACUCAGUACCUGAUACUUUUGCUCAUUGGCUAGCACUUUACCAAUGGAGCCACGCCUCCAACCCCAAGAGCUGAAGACUUUAAUAGGGGAGCA
This is a messenger RNA of Perognathus longimembris pacificus (Pacific pocket mouse), 949 nucleotides long. It is a transcript of the gene Prr13, whose product is annotated as proline rich 13. Gene Ontology annotation, cellular component: nucleoplasm. The record is from RefSeq and is a predicted model, not a curated record. The transcript has 4 exons. NCBI's taxonomy places the organism in Eukaryota, Metazoa, Chordata, Mammalia, Rodentia, Heteromyidae. The coding region runs from base 132 to 590 and encodes 152 amino acids.